AUGCCUCGAAAAAGGAUAUGUAAUGAAUAUUGGGUUCUUGGUAUGCAGGCUAGCGAAUCAGAGAACACCAAUUACGAAGAGAUCUUUAUAAACACUCGAGGAAUGAAUCUGUUUACGCGUAGAUGGGUACCAGCAAAUCAAGAGCCAAAGGGUUUAGUCUUCAUUUGUCAUGGAUAUGCAAUGGAAUGUACGAGGAGGAUUGUGAAGGCAGGAUUUGGUGAAUAUGGAAUUGAUUAUGAAGGCAUGGCGAAUCUGAAGGGCUUAAUGCUUAUGUUCCAAAUUUUCACCAUCUCCUAG
Arabis nemorensis is the source of this 297-nucleotide messenger RNA. NCBI's taxonomy places the organism in Eukaryota, Viridiplantae, Streptophyta, Magnoliopsida, Brassicales, Brassicaceae. The record is from the annotation of a GenBank genome assembly.